AUGGCAUACGACCGAUAUGUUGCCAUCUGCCAACCACUGCACUAUGAGAGAAUGAUGAAUAUCAGAGCUUGUGUCAAAAUGGCAGUUGGUGCCUGGAUCAGUGGGAUUCUCUACUCUGUGCUACACACUGGGAACACAUUUGCAUUGAUCUUCUGUGGAGGCAACAUGGUGGAUCAGUUCUUCUGUGAGAUCCCCCAGCUACUCAAGCUCACCUGCUCCGACACAUAUCUUAGUGAAGUUGAGGUUCUUGUCUUUACUGCAUGUUUACUCUUAGGCUGCUUUGUUUUUAUAAUUGUGUCAUACGUUAAGAUCUUCAAAUCAGUGCUCAGAAUCCCCUCUGAGCAGAGCCGGCAUAAAGCCUUCUCCACCUGCCUUCCUCACCUCACUGUGGUCUCCUUGUUUGUUUGCACUGCCAUCUUUGCUUACUUGAAACCCACCUCCAGUUCCCCAUCUGCUCUGGAUCUUGUGAUGGCUGUUCUCCAUUCUGUGUUGCCACCAAUCUUGAAUCCAAUUAUCUACAGCAUGAGGAACAAGGAGAUCAAAGUUGCCCUGAGGAGACUGACUGGGUGUAGGUAA
Messenger RNA from Gopherus evgoodei (Goodes thornscrub tortoise), 576 nucleotides. Its product is annotated as olfactory receptor 14C36-like. Gene Ontology annotation, biological process: G protein-coupled receptor signaling pathway. The coding region runs from base 1 to 576 and encodes 191 amino acids. The transcript has a single exon. The record is from RefSeq and is a predicted model, not a curated record. Gene Ontology annotation, cellular component: membrane. Gene Ontology annotation, molecular function: olfactory receptor activity. Lineage: Eukaryota; Metazoa; Chordata; Testudines; Testudinidae.